AUGGCGGCUGCUGCAGGAAGGUUACUCUGGGCAUCGGUUGCUCGCCAAGUGAGCACCAUUCCUCGGGGCAUUUCUGCCUCUGCAGCCCUUACACCUGCUGCUUCUGGAAGUAAGUGCUUGACAAACCCUUUGUGGUCUGGUUCUCAUCAAGCAAAAUGCGCCUUCAGCACCAGUUCUUCUUCUCUGGUUCCUGCUGUCACCCAGCAUGCGCCCUAUUUUAAGGGCACAGCCGUGGUCAAUGGAGAGUUCAAAGAACUGAGCCUUGAUGACUUUAAGGGGAAGUACUUGGUGCUUUUCUUCUACCCUCUGGAUUUCACCUUUGUGUGUCCUACAGAAAUCAUUGCUUUUAGUGACAAAGCCAACAAAUUUCAUGACGUGAACUGUGAAGUCAUUGCCGUUUCGGUGGAUUCCCACUUCAGCCACCUUGCAUGGAUAAAUACACUGAGGAAGAAUGGCGGUUUGGGCCACAUGAACAUCCCAGUCUUGUCAGAUUUAAUGAAACAAAUUUCCCGAGACUAUGGCGUACUGUUAGAAAAUCCUGAUAUUGCACUGAGGGAUCUCUUCGUCAUUGACCCCAAUGGAGUCAUCAAGCACUUGAGUGUCAAUGACCUCCCAGUGGGCAGAAGUGUGGAAGAGACACUCCGCUUGGUGAAGGCAUUCCAGUUUGUGGAGGCCCAUGGAGGAGUCUGCCCGGCAAACUGGACACCUGAUUCUCCGACAAUCAAGCCAAGCCCGAGCGCUUCCAAAGAAUACUUUGAGAAAGUAAACCAGUAG
This is a messenger RNA of Orycteropus afer afer, 774 nucleotides long. RefSeq names its product thioredoxin-dependent peroxide reductase, mitochondrial-like. The record is from RefSeq and is a predicted model, not a curated record. Lineage: Eukaryota; Metazoa; Chordata; Mammalia; Tubulidentata; Orycteropodidae. Gene Ontology annotation, cellular component: cytosol; mitochondrion. Gene Ontology annotation, biological process: cell redox homeostasis; hydrogen peroxide catabolic process; response to oxidative stress. Gene Ontology annotation, molecular function: thioredoxin peroxidase activity.